This is a messenger RNA of Microthlaspi erraticum, 1221 nucleotides long. The record is from the annotation of a GenBank genome assembly. Lineage: Eukaryota; Viridiplantae; Streptophyta; Magnoliopsida; Brassicales; Brassicaceae.
AUGGAUUUUAAAGGUAUGAGAUGGGUUGGGAAUGUAUACCAGAAGUUUGAAGCAAUGUGCUUAGAGGUUGAAGAAAUCAUCGUACAGGACACUGCAAAAUACGUUGAGAACCAAGUCCUAACGGUUGGAAACACGGUCAAGAAGUUCUGUUCCGAUGUGGUUCAAGACUUGCGUACCGAUGAGUCUCUUUCUUCGGAGAAACCGUCACCGGUACCGGUUGCUAUGCUGCAUGAAUACGCUCCUGUUUGUUCUUUCAAGAAGAAGAGAGAGAGCUUGAACCGAAAAGGCAGAGAUGUUGUGAAGCAAGAGCGAGAGGUGAACGAAGGGAAGAAGGACGGGUGUGCGAUGAAGCUCCGUGGUCUUGAUGCAGAUGAUUACGAUAUAUGUACUUCUCCAAGACAGGAUGGUUAUGGAGGUCCGUAUAGGAGAACGAGACUCGGCCGCUGCAAACAAGUCUCUAGAAAAGAGGAGAUUUUUCAAGUCACGAGGCCUUCUUAUAUGCAGAGAGACUCGGGUAGUUUGUCGAUGGUUCAUCGUACUCGUGUUAAAGAUGAUCUCGGAACUGUGAGGUCAAGUGAUUCUCCUCUAGGUGAAGUAAAAAGACUCAUCUCUAAAGAGAAGAAAGACGGUAGAACCAAAAGUGAAAACGGUCUUGUGGUGGUUAAUUCUGUUAGGGGUCAAGAUUCAGUGGUUAAAACCGAGAAUGAGCAGGGUCUUAAGGUGGUUAAUUCUGUUAGAAGUCAAGAUUCAGAGAGUAGAAACAAAAAUGAGCAUGGUCUUAUGGUGGUUAAUUCUGUUAGGACUCAAGAUUCAGAGAUUCAAACAUCUGUUGCCACUAGCUUACCUGCAGGAUCUGAUGAUUGCACAAAGGAAACCAACGAGGAGUCGAUGAGAAGUAGUUCGAGUUUUGUCUCAGAGAAGAAGCCAGAUGUUCUUCAACAGCUUAGUGGAAGAUCAGUUGAAGAAAGCUGUAUCAUUGUGGACAGAGACGAACUCCAUUGUGUAUUUCUUGACAGGAAGGAGAAUGACAGACACAAACCUUACAAGAAGAUCAGAGACGCUAUAUCUUCAAGAAUGAAGCAAAACAGAGAGAAAGAAUACAAGCGACUUGCGCGUCAAUGGUACGCAGAAGAUGUUGAAAAUGGUAGAGAAUGUGGUGAUGAUCCGAAACAGAUUGAGGAGAACCGAUCAUCAGAAGAAUCUGAAUGGGAGCUUCUGUGA